Drosophila persimilis is the source of this 2786-nucleotide messenger RNA. RefSeq names its product tetratricopeptide repeat protein 7B (gene Ttc7). Gene Ontology annotation, cellular component: plasma membrane. The record is from RefSeq and is a predicted model, not a curated record. The transcript is spliced from 9 exons. Gene Ontology annotation, molecular function: protein binding. Gene Ontology annotation, biological process: phosphatidylinositol phosphate biosynthetic process; protein localization to plasma membrane. Lineage: Eukaryota; Metazoa; Arthropoda; Insecta; Diptera; Drosophilidae. The coding region runs from base 134 to 2713 and encodes 859 amino acids.
GCUGUAAUUGGAUUAAACCAAACGGAAAAUGCUGUAAUUAGGUGAAAAGGAAGCGUUCGACCCACACAACACACACGGAAACAGCCAGCGCGUAGCCAGAAGAGAACUCUCCAGCAGCCAAGUGUCCAGCCGGAUGGCCAAUCGCAAUAUGCGAAGCAAUACAACCAAAGUCGAAGCCCUGAUCGAGAGCUGUCGCAGCGAGGGCAAAUGGCAGCGCGUCAUCGAUCUGACGGACGAGCUGAAAACGGGCUCGCCCCAGAAUGAAUGCCUGGCCAACUUUUUGGUGGGCGAGGCUCGCCUGGAGAGUUAUCUUGAGGAGAAUGCCUUGGUUGCUGAAUCGAACUUUGGACGCGCCAAGGCGGGCUUGUCCGAGGCGCGACGCUACCUGAAUCUGGCCCUUGGGGAGUGUGGCCAAAAGGCGGGCAUUGCUUUGGAUGCUUACCUGCUGCUGGCCAAGCUCUGCUUCGCCUGCGGCGAGUACGAGCCCAGUCUGGAUAACUUUAUCAAAGCGGAGCUCAACACGCUGGCCGAAAAGGAGCUGACAUUACGCAGCUUGAAGAUCCUGGCCGAGUCGUAUGCCAUCAAGGGCCUGUGCCUGGAGCACCAGACAUCCAAGCCCUCGUCCAAGUUCAAGAAGGCCGAAAAGGACACGGAGAUGAUAAGUUGCUUUGAGCGCGCCUCAGACUUGGGUCUGCUGUAUCUGCAGGAGUACGACAUCGUGAGUGGCAGCAGCAGCUCCAACAACUCCACGGCCGGCUCUACGCUGAAUGUGAACGCCAGUGUGCAGCAGUCGAACAGCAGCUUUGCCAUCAGCAGCACCAUCCCCGCCAGCGGGGCGGCCACCCACGAGGUGAACCGUCGCAUGGGCGCCAUCCUGGAGACGGCCCUGCAGCGGGCCCCCAUUGUACUGAUCAAGACGGGCAAACUGCAGGAGGCCGUGGAGCGGUACCGCAUUAUGCUCAAUGCCAUCGAGACGAGGGCCACCCAAUCGCUGCGUCUGACGCUGACCCGCCAGCUGGCCGAGGUCCUGCUCCGCGGUGUAUCCGGCACUAUUUACGCGCCUCCGUUUACCAGCAAAUCGGGAGGGAGUACGCUGCGUGGCGGCGCCUCCAAGAAGCUGUGGAAGCCGCGCAAGUACCAGGCCCGGCAGCAGUUCUCGCCACGCAACCAGCAGGAGGAGGUGAUCCUCCUACUGCUCAUAGCCGAGGCACUGGCCGUGCGCGACACGGUGCUGUCGCAGAGCCCCGAAUUCAAGCAGGCCCGCCAGCACGCCAUGGGCAAUGUGACGGCCGUCUACGACCUGCUAACCCUGGCCACGGUCCGCUGGGGCCUCGUCCAGCUGCUCAACGAGUCCUUCGAGAAGGCGCUUAAGUUCAGCUUCGGCGAGCAGCACGUGUGGCGGCAGUACGGCCUCAGUCUGAUGGCCGCCGAGAAGCAUUCGCAUGCGUUGCGGGUGCUGCAGGAGUCGAUUAAGCUGACGCCCAGCGAUCCGCUGCCCUGUCUUCUAGCCUCGCGGCUGUGCUACGAGAGUCUCGAGACGGUCAAACAGGGACUGGACUACGCCCAGCAGGCCCUCAAGCGGGAGAUCAAGGGUCUGCGUCCUUCGCGGAGCCAGCUGUUUGUCGGCAUUGGACAGCAGCAGCUGGCGAUCCAAUCGAACCUGCGGAGCGACCGCGAUGCCUGCCACAAACUGGCGCUGGAGGCCCUCGAGCGGGCCGUCCAGAACGAUGGUCACGAUCACCUGGCGGAGUACUAUCUGUCGCUGCAGUAUGCGCUGCUCAACCAGCUGCCCGAGGCUUUGGCCCACAUCCGCUUCGCUCUGGCCCUGCGCAUGGAGCAUGCUCCCUGUCUGCACCUGUUUGCCCUCCUGCUGACGGCAUCGCGACGUCCCCGGGAAGCCUUGGGCGUGGUGGAGGAUGCCCUGCACGAGUUCCCCGACAAUCUGCAGCUGCUGCAUGUGAAGGCCCAUCUGCAGCUGCAUCUGGAGGACGCAGAGACGGCGCUGGCCACCGUCCAGCACAUGCUGGCCGUCUGGCGGGAGGUGUACGAGGCGCAGCUGACCGGCGAGGAGGAGAAGCACUCGGACACCAAGAGCGGCGUGCAUCUAGUGCACUCCUCCCAGAUGUCCGACAAGGACUCGAAUUCGGUGUAUGCUGCUUCUCUGGCUGCAGUUUCGCGCGUGGAGCACGCCUUGAGCGAGGCGGCCAGCUCUCUGAGCUCUUUCACGCAGCGCCCCGGACCGCGGAGACCCUGGAUGCUGCAGAUUGAGAUUUGGCUGCUGCUGGCGGACGUGUAUUUGCGCAUUGAACAGCCCAACGAGGCCCUCAACUGCAUCCACGAGGCCUCGCAGAUCUAUCCCCUCUCGCAUCAGAUUAUGUAUAUGCGCGGUCAGGUACAUGUGUAUCUGGAGCAGUGGCGGGAUGCCAAGCAAUGCUACCUCAAUGCCGUGGCCGCCAAUCCCAAUCACACGGAGGCACUGCGUGCCUUGGGCGAGACCCAUUUGAUCUUGGGCGAGCCCCGGCUGGCCGAGAAGAUGCUCAAGGAUGCGGCCAAACUGGAUCCGAAUUGUCCCAGAAUUUGGUUUGCUCUGGGCAAGGUUAUGGAAUCCCUGGGGGAUUUCUAUGCGGCGGCGGAUUGCUUUGCCACUUCGCUGCAGUUGGAGCCAUCGUGCCCGGUGCUGCCAUUUACCUCGAUUCCCCUGGUCUUUGAGUAGAGAGCGAUCCUCGGAUCCUUUCGUUUCGUUACGUUUCGUUUUGUAGAAGAUUCAACCUCGACUAACCUCAAAA